Molecule: messenger RNA, 2954 nt
Organism: Botrytis byssoidea
Lineage: Eukaryota; Fungi; Ascomycota; Leotiomycetes; Helotiales; Sclerotiniaceae
Exons: 3
Coding region: 751-2730 (659 amino acids)
Biological process (GO): nucleobase transport; transmembrane transport
Cellular component (GO): plasma membrane
Molecular function (GO): nucleobase transmembrane transporter activity
Source: RefSeq, a predicted model, not a curated record
CUAUCACAGUCUCGGUGAAUCCACCCGACGUUGUCAGAUAACGAUGUGCCUGUUGAUAGGUCUCGCUAGAGAUGAUCAACAGCUAAUAUGAUACACCAAGUUCUAGUCUAUCCAUGAUCAAACGACUACCUAGGUAAUAAAAAUCAUUCUAAAUCAUGCGGAGCUUAUGAUUUGAGAGGAUUCAGACAAAUCAACAGGGAAUCCAGCCAUCAAUCACUCAUUCACAUCAUGAAAACGUAUUGAUCUGGGCACCAAAUUGUAAAAAUGGUUCAUCAUAUGAGAUCAUGAUCCUGGAUCUUGCAGCGUGGGGUCUGGGUUGCGUAUCUCUCGUAUCUUUGGUACUAGGGAAAUGGUUUGGAAUAUGCUUUUCUAAUGGCCCUUGCCUUUGGAUUAAUUGUCUUGGUUGGCGAAAUGUACCUGCACGGGAGAGGAUUCCAAAGAUAAGAAGCAAUUGUAGAUGAUUCACUUACAUGACAAUACUAGGCCAGGUACCUUCCCUCUAUCGGGGGAUUUCGAACCGGUAAACUGGGACAAGAAACUAAUAAACUUAACCCAAGUCGACAAAUCGAGCGACAGUUUUGAUCUAGUCUCCUGUGCGAUUAUACUUCUUUUUCACAUUGUGUAGGGAUUCAAAGAAUUUUUUAUGCAGCUACAGAGAAGGCAAAAAGAGUUUAGAAGAUCAUAAGGCGAGAAAGAUCAUAGACGGCAUCCAGGGCCCUUGUCUAUCCAAUAAUCUAUAUAAUAGAUGCAAUGCCCGCCUUCAGAUUUGGAGGUGAAGAAACCAAGAACACUGCCGGUACUAGACCAGACGACGAAAGCACGCCGUUAAUUUCUACCAGUGGUUCGUCGAAGAGCCAAGAAAGUGCAACCGGUACAACGUUACUUCAUAACCCCUCUUCCUCCUUGCAUUCUACAAAUACAUCAACCUCCUCUCCCAGACGCCUCUCUUCUUCCUCUUCUUCAGAUAUUCAUUUCAGAGAUAUUGUAUUUCACUCUUCGGACGAAUCGGGCGGCUGGUUUCUUGAUUUCAUCAUGGAGAAAGUUAAAAAUACGAAGAUUGGCUACUGGGCCGAUAAGUUGGCCGUAGAGGCCGAACCUGGAUUGACCAACGCUCAACUCAUGUUAAACAAUCAUGAUUUGAAGCCUGUCGAACCAGAACGUAGACAAUGGGGAACCUGGAAUUUCGUAGGAUUUUGGAUCGCGGAUUCUUUUAAUAUCAACACAUGGAUGAUAUCAUCGAGCAUGAUUGUCGGCGGAUUAUCGUGGUGGCAAUCAUGGCUUUGUGUAUGGAUUGGAUAUUCAAUUGCAGCCUGCUUCAUUGUAUCCACGGCAAGAAUUGGCGCCACUUAUCAUCUUUCCUUUCCCGUUAUUGCUCGAUCGUCUUUCGGUAUUUGGGGUGCUCUAUGGCCCGUGUUCAAUCGUGCAGCCAUGGCUUGUAUUUGGUAUGGAGUGCAGGCUUGGAUUGGAGGAGAGUGCGUUCAAUUGAUGAUCGCUGCAAUUUGGCCAUCGUGGCAGCCCGAUGGCAAGAUCCACAAUGGAAUCCCUAAUUCUGGAACAAACACUGUGAUGUUUGUGUCAUUCUUCCUUUUUUGGUUCUGCUCGCUUCCCGCAAUCUGGUUUCCAGUCCACAAAAUCCGUCAUCUGUUUACAGUUAAAGCAUAUGUGGUACCAGUUGCAGGCCUUUCAUUCUUCAUCUGGGCUAUAGUUCGCGCAAAGGGUCUCGGUCCGAUCGUCAAACAAGGGAAUGCAAGCCAUGGAAGCAAGUUGGGCUGGGGAAUGGUCACUGGAAUUAUGUCCUCCAUCGCCAACUUCGCAACUCUCAUUGUCAACGAUCCCGAUUUCGCACGUUUUGCACGAAAGCCCAGGGAUGCUUUCUGGUCGCAACUCAUCACUAUCCCUGUCGGUUUUGCCGUUACAUCUUUCGUUGGCAUUAUUGUCUCCUCAUCUUCAACCGUCAUCUUCGGUAAAGCCAUCUGGAACCCCCUGGAACUUCUCCAAUCAUUCUUAACCGAAGGGGGAUCUGGAAAUCGCGCCGGUGUAUUUUUUAUCGCAACUGCAUUUGCGCUCGCCCAACUCGGUACCAAUAUCGCAGCCAAUUCCGUAUCUGCAGGUACAGACAUGACAGCUCUCCUCCCCCGCUACAUCAACAUCCGUCGCGGCGGUUAUGUUUGCGCUCUUGUCGGCCUCGUCAUGUGUCCAUGGAAUCUUCUCUCAACCUCCAACAACUUCACCACUUAUCUCUCCGCCUACUCCGUCUUCCUAUCUUCCAUUGCUGGUGUUAUCAUCUCAGAUUACUACUUCGUUCGUAAGGGCUACCUGCAAGUUCGAAACCUGUAUUCCGCCAAGAAAACCUCUCCAUAUUACUAUACGGCAGGUAUUCACUGGAGAGGCUACGCUGCUUACAUCGCCGGUAUCCUCAUCAACAUUGUCGGAUUCGUAGGAGCAAUUGGUAAGAAAGUUCCAAUUGGCGCAACAUAUAUCUAUAAUUUAAACUUCUUCUGCGGAUUCAUUGUCGCGUCAAGCGUGUAUUGGAUUCUGUGCAAACUCUUCCCUGUACCCGCUACAAGCGAUGUAUGGAUGGAAGUCGGAGAAGAAAUCGAUGAUCCUAGCAUGGCGUACAAUGCGGAGGAAGGAAGCGAAUUUGAGGAGUCGGGCAAAGGUGGACGGGAAAAUGUAAAGAUCAUGGGAAGUGGAAGUGGAAAGAAGAGUGAUGUGGAUUUAGAGGCUUGAGAUUGAGAGAUCUCCGUUUGAUAUUUUGUUUUUUUGUUUUUUUGUUCUGAAAUUUGAGCGUGGGUGUUUAGAGGUCAUGAAUUGUACCUACCUAUGUACGCAUGGAUUGACAUAGCAUUAUGAAAUUAUGAGACUCAUAGAAUAUCAUCGGUAUAAUGGUAUCUAUGAGGUAGAGUGUAGAUAGACGAUAGAGAAAGUACCUAUGAAUCGCUACCCUGACUCGA